CUCACCUCUACUAUACAUAUUCUUCAGAUACUCAUAAUCUUCUUUUCUUUCAACAAUCUUUUAUUAGUUUAUUAUGUUUUCAUAAGUUACGCUUGUAAUCUUCGUCCUCUUCCUUGAACUCCAAGAUUCAAACAUAUUUUCUUAUGGAAGGUGUUAGAAGAGCAGAGGUGAUUGAUACAAAGAGGUGUUCGAAGCUGCGCGUGGAUUUCACGCCCUCACUACGUGGCAGUCGUAUAUCGGAGCCUUUUUCUCCGGCCACCACCACCACCACCACCUCCCGAUUCCAUCCACCGGUUCGUUCCGAUGGACCUUUCUCUGGUCUAAUCAUCUGCGUAACUGGUCUCUCUAAAGAGGCAAGGAAACAGGUCAAGGAAGCUACAGAGAGACUUGGUGGUGAAUACAGUGCACUUUUGCAUUCUCUAUGUACACAUUUGGUUGUUCAGAAUUAUGAUGGACGGAAGUUUGAGCAUGCAUUGAAACAUGGAAGAAGAGAGACUUUGUAUAUCGUUACGCUUGGGUGGUUUGUGGACAGUGUCUGUAGAAAUGUUAAGCUGAGUGAGUCUUUCUACGCGGUCAAAAAUCCCGAAGAGACUAAGGUGAAUGAAGAUGGAUUAAAGUCGGUUUACGCGGUAGAAAAACUACAUAGAGGAGGAGGAGUUCAAGGAAUAGAGGUCACAGGAAGCAAGGACUUGGCCUUGUCAGGCUAUUCGGUUUUUAUCGAUGCUGAUAUUUCAGAGGAAGUGAGACGCCAGGUUUCACAGGUGGCUGUUGAAGGAGGUGCCAAGCUUAUGACUCAAUGGUUCAUUGGAUGUAAUGCUAGUCAUGUUGUAUGUGAAGGUGGUUCUGUUUUAAGAUAUCUUGGUCACUCUAGCAAUCUUGUUACACCACUAUGGCUUCAGAAGACGUUGGAAGAGAAACCAACGCAAAAUCUAGUUCAAAUGUCAGAUGAUUUGGCACGAGAUCUUAGGACAAUGAUUGAGAAUCUUGGGAAGGAAUCUCCUACAGAUAGGACGAGACCACACAAAGAAAGGCAGAAGAUUGUGGAAUCCGCCAAAAAGACUGUCACAAAUCGCCACGCAAAGAUGGGGAAGACUCUGAUCCAGCCGUUAAAUCUGAGCAGCCUUCUAGAUUCUAUCUCUUGGACAAUAUCUGAACCAACUUCAACAGCUAGUGUUAUCAUAGAUAGUUUCAGCAACAACGACGAUAUCGAAAGAAAAUCUUUAUCUGCCUUCUUUGAUGCUAAAUCUAAUGAUUCAUUCACUCACUCCAUGAGACUGCUCACAGAAAGUGAGAGAAUGGAGUUGGUAUACAAAAACCAUUUUAUAACAUUACUACUUCCAAUCGAUUGGUAUGGUGAAAUGGGACCUUCUUCCAGGUCGUAUUUCAGUGAAACCGGCUUUACAUGUCAGCAGAUUCUCCAAAACAUCUAUGCAUUCUAUCAGGUAGCAAUGUCCUCAUAUGUGCCAGUAUCUCGUUGACGAAACCAUUUUCAAAGUAGUUUUGUGUGUUGUAUGUACUGUCGCAGGAAAACAUGUCCGAGGAAGAACUCAAAGCAGCUAUUCACACCAACUCGAGGCACAGUGAAAAGCUCCGAGCAGCGGACUCGGUGAUGAAAGGCGGGAAGACUGUAUUCAAACGUAUUCAGUUUCUCGGAUCCGAGAAAGGUUUCGAGAUGCUAAAACGUGUUAGUAGCUUCAACUGUAGUAAUGUCUAUGAGCUUAUCAUUAAGGCAUAACAAUUAACAUAUAAAUUAGAGAUUCAGAUACAAAACUAUUAUUUGGGAGUU
This is a messenger RNA of Arabidopsis thaliana (thale cress), 1786 nucleotides long. Its product is annotated as BRCT domain-containing DNA repair protein. NCBI's taxonomy places the organism in Eukaryota, Viridiplantae, Streptophyta, Magnoliopsida, Brassicales, Brassicaceae. The record is from RefSeq and is marked reviewed. The coding region runs from base 144 to 1478 and encodes 444 amino acids. The transcript has 9 exons.